CAUCGUCGGCUGCGUUAGUGGUUUGGCUCAAAAGGUGCUGCUUGCUGCUAUGUUUGUUGCCUUGAUACCCGCUUACAAACCGUUUGACGUAUGCAUAAACUGCGGUUUCGAAUAAUAGCGAUUUUACCGCCAAAUCUCACCCCUCUGUCCGAAACGCGAAAAAAUCGAAUCCGUGGAUCGUUCAGUGGCGGAAAUAAUUUUGACUGUUAGUGUGUGGGAGUUCGAUUGUUGCCCUAGUGGAUCAGAAAUCUCAAGAAGAACAACGCAAUGCAUGGUAUCCUGAGAGUAGCGUGGUUGUUCUCUUUUCUGCUGGCAGUCCACAGGGUUCGAAGUGAACCUCAAGUGUACAUUUUGGCGGAAAAUUUGGAACAGGUAGUCACAUCUUCCACGCUGCAAUGGGUCACUUUCAACAGCCAUAAAGAUGCUGCCCUGAAGAACGCAGUUAUCAGUGGUCACCAGAUAAGAGAAAGGGAAAAUGGCACCGAGGACAUGGAAGACCACCAUGAGGAAAUCCCAGUUUACGUAUGCCGAGCCAAAGUGGCAGCCAUAUGGGUACCCGGUCAAUACAGAAAGGAGAAGGACAAGCACGUCUGUAUAGUAUCGCUGUACAGGAAAGUCUCCGAAGAGAAAAACUUCGAAAUUCUCGUCAACAAAGAGAAACGAUCCAGGCUCAGCUGGUUCCAAAAGAGCAAGUACACAGUGAUACACCAAGGUAGCGUGCAAGGAAGCGACAGUCUCUACGUGGCCAGAAGACCUGUCCAGUACCAUCGCAAAGAUGGCGCACUCACGCACACCGCCGGUAAUUUCAACCCCAGCGAAAACCUUGGGGUGUUCUCCCUGGUGGACCAGAACAACAAAGAGUUGAAAUUCGAGGAUGGCGAAGUUCUCGUGGAGCAAGAACCGGUUAAGUACGAGUUCAAGCAUACAAAGUUCGAUAAGAUAAAGAGCAAACACAAGUAUCAUCCGAGGAUUCUCGGAAACACGGUUUUGAAGAACGAAGUAGAGGGUGUUCAACGAGUGGAUACUGUGCUGAGCUACAACUACACGCAUUUUAUGGACUGGGGAAAAGGUCAUGGUCUCCUAAUAGCCCUGCCAUUCACUGUCAAUAUGCCUAAUGGAACUGAAUAUUCUGGUAAGUGGGGAAUGCCCAAAUCCCUCAACAGAACUGAAGUGGUACCGAUUGAGAAAUAUCUAGAGGAAGGCACUGCAGUUAAUGUAACACUUAGAGGGAACUACACCGAGAGCGAUAUACCAUACGUAUCCACUGUAACAGCAUAUUAUAAGGAUAACGAAGUCUUGGAAAGCUUCCUGAGAGACAGCCUAUUAAUGAAGUACAUGACCGGCGUUAUUAUAGAAUUUGGACCUGUUUAUUUCUUGAGCAACAACACCCUGGUACCAACCACCACCACAACAGCUCGAACCACCUCAAUCACUACCCAAACCAGCCAAACUCAAACCAUUCCAGUUCCUAUGCCUAACACUGAAGACAUAUACAUGGUGGACGAAAAAACUAAAAAACCAAUGUCCAACGAAGUGGUGCCAAAUGACGCUGAAUCUGCCCCAGUUGGUAACACGGAUGACAACACUGUACAACAACUGACCAAGAAAGGCGAAAGCGAUGAUGGAAGCAGGAUUGCGAUAUGUCCGUUGGUUGUUAUUUUGAGUCUCAUCCUGAUUCAUAUUACAUGAAUCUUGCGAUUUUCGAUGUGAAUAAAUGAAAUAUUAUUGUGAUGUUAUUUGAUUCAAUUAUGCCGCUCCAGAAUCUGAUUUAGCAUAUAGUGAUUGUACAUAUGAGACCAGUGUUUGUGUUUGUAUAUAUGAUAUUUAGUCCUUUAUAUGUGAACAUUCCAGUGUAUAUUGUAGAUAGUGAUGGAGGUUGUAGAAACUUGAGUUUUGAUUUUUAAUUUCAGUUUAUGGUAUGAAAAAACGUGACACGUAGUUUGGCAAAUUACGCAAAGUAAUUGAUAUUUUUUCUCAUUUCAAAUUUUCAUGAGGAUCUUCAAGAUAAAUCUUUGGAAUGAUUACUGUCUCUACAAUCUCCGCUAAUAUAUUAUUUAUUAUACUUAGAUUUUAAACGUCAUUCCCAGCCAAUUGGUUCUUAUAACUAUCUAAAAAUAGUAUUCUUGGGAUGGUCAAUAAAUCCCAAUGCCCACUAUAUCCAUGUUGAUUCUCAAUGAGAUAUGAUUUAAUCGUGAUUAAGAAUAUUAAGAUGAGCAAGACACGUGGAGAGGCAAUAAAAUCUAGAUAAAAUAAUAGUUUUCUCAUCUCAUUGUUUGUAUUGAUGUGGAUAUUAUUAUUAAUUUUUGCGUUGAGCAGGUUGAAAAGUUGGGAUGGAUUGAAUCAUGGAGAAAUGGAAUAAGUACAAAAAAGGAGGGAUUUUCGGGAAACCCUACAUAACCCUUAAUUUUCAAUGAACCUGUCUCUGUGUUUGAUCAUUCUCAGAUCUGAAAGAUGUAAGAGUCAAUUUUUAACAUUAAGUGUAUAAUUUUCCUCGAUUAAAUUUCAUUUCAACUCGAAAUUAUUUAUAUUGUAAAUAUUUGGAAAUUUUAUGUUGUGAAAAAAAUCUUUCUCAUUAGGGUUCUUGUUUAAAGAAGUAUCUCUGAGUAGACAUCAUGAUUUAUCCAUAGGAUUUGAAGAGAGGUACUUUUUGAUUUCAUAUUUAUUAUUGUAAUAUGAGAAUUUUAGCACUAGCUUCUGCAUAUUAGUUAGUUUGUUCAGACGUAAAAAUUGUAGCUUAGACAAGAAAUAUUUUGGCUACAGAUUGUGAGAUAAUGUGACUGUAACAGAAUCGUGAUGUUUUUGCUGGAAAGCUUGAAGUUCAAGAUAUUUUUGAUAAACAUGAUAUUAAUCACUAUAAUCCUGUAGAAAUAUCAAUAUGAAUAAUUAGAAUAUUCAGUUUGUCCAGCUAUAUAAAAUGGAAGUUUGCAAAAUGUACCUACCUAUACUACCACAUAUUUAUAUUGAUUAAGUUAAUAUAUAUUCAUUUGUUUUGUUUAUAAUAUCAAACAGUAUUCAAAUGUAGUCCUUAAAAUAAGCAUAUCUCUUUAUUAUUGUUGUGAAUCCUUUCAUUCUGGAAUUUGUAGUUGAAAGUUACCAAUUUUUGGUGUCUUGUAUGAAGCAAUUCAUGAAUCUGUGAAAUAAACUUUACCCAGCUA
Messenger RNA from Coccinella septempunctata (seven-spotted ladybird), 3155 nucleotides. RefSeq names its product protein unzipped (gene uzip). Bases 268 to 1689 code for a protein of 473 amino acids. The transcript is spliced from 3 exons. The record is from RefSeq and is a predicted model, not a curated record. NCBI's taxonomy places the organism in Eukaryota, Metazoa, Arthropoda, Insecta, Coleoptera, Coccinellidae.